GCGCUGGGUGGAGAAAUUGUUUGUGUGUAGGUACGGUAACAGCCACUACCACCCCUAAAUCUGCCGAAGCCACUUGUGCCGUUUCCCAUUUGCGACUGACGCUCGGUACCGGUGGGCCCGGUCGUUGUGUGGCACUUGUCCCAUGUCCCACAUGUCCCAUGUCCCAUGUCCCAUGUCCCAUCAGCGGCCGACUCUCGCCACCAGUAGGCGGGGCGAUUGUGUGCGGGUGACAAGCAGCCCUACAUCUGCCGUUGAGGGCCGUUAACUCGGCGAAGCCUUUCUUAUUGUCUUUCGGUAGUGGCCGCAGGGACUUCCGAAGCUGCCCUCACCGGCCUCCGUUAAGGCCCGUUAAGAUCCGUUAAGGGGCCCCAAGCUUGGCGGCUGUGGGCUGAGAGAGGAGGUAGGAGAUUGGCGACGAUGGGUAUCUUCUUGGAUGAGCCCAAGUACGAGGUGAUCGACCGUACGCCUGGCUUCGGGAAGACUGUACGGAACUUCAAUUUGGACGACACCAUGAAGAUGGUGGGCCUUACAGGAAUGUCGCUGCCAGUUGGGUACCUUGCAGGUGGCAGUGUGAACGUGCGUGGACCAUCGAUGUACUGCGCGGGCUUGAUUGGAUUGAUGGGAGGGUUCAUGUUUGCGUAUCAGUGCUCCGCUGGGAGAUUGAUUGGAAUGUUUCCCAAUGAGGAAGAUGUGAGAAAGCAUAGGCACUAAGGAUAUGUGUCUGUGGGUGUGUGUGUGGGGGGGAGGGGAGGGGAGGGGAGGGGGAACAAAUAUAGGAGAGACAUCUGGGGAAGAAAAGGCACUGAGGGGAUAUGAGUGAGUGUGUGAGUGUGGGCAACUACAGGAGAGCCAGCAGCAUACUGGGGGGGGUGUAUAGAACGCACGGGGAUUGUUGGUGUGAUGUAUUCGAGGCAACUUUCGGUCUAGAUACAGAGAGAGAGCAGCACACUGGGGGCGGAUAGGAGAGAGAGAGAGAGAGAGAGAGAGAGAGAGAGAGAGAGAGAGAGAGAGAGAGAGAGAGAGAGAGAGAGAGAGAGAGAGAGAGGACUGCGGAUAUGAAGUUUGUCUAGAGGCCUGCUGUACAAGGGACUCGCCUUCAACACACCCUUGAAAGCAUAGAUGAUGCUUAACCACAACUAACUUGUGUUAAGGUGGAUGAUCACUUACAGUGGAUUCUGCAGACUGUAGAGGGUUCAGCCUCCUGAUGAGUCAGUCGGUGAAACUCCAACGAAACAGUCUGUCACAGCCCCUCGUUUGUUGUCCUCUUUCCCCCCCCCCCACCCUCUGCCUACGGUUUAUCGGGCAGCUCUGUUUGACGAUAUAUACAAUAUAUUCGGCCUCCUGAUAAGUCGGUGAAACUCCGACGAAACAGUUUGUCACAGCCCCCCCUCGUUUGUUGUCCUCUUCUCUCUUCUCCCACCCUCUCCUCUCUGCCUACUACGGUUUACCGUCGGCAGCUCUGUUUGAUUAUAUAUCGUCACAUAGAUAUCAGAACGCAAAAGCGAAAAAAACAAACAAAGGAAACAAAAAAAUAUAAAUUCA
This is a messenger RNA of Chara braunii, 1542 nucleotides long. NCBI's taxonomy places the organism in Eukaryota, Viridiplantae, Streptophyta, Charophyceae, Charales, Characeae. The record is from the annotation of a GenBank genome assembly.